Molecule: messenger RNA, 1597 nt
Organism: Conger conger (European conger)
Lineage: Eukaryota; Metazoa; Chordata; Actinopteri; Anguilliformes; Congridae
Product: ras-related protein Rap-1b-like
Exons: 1
Coding region: 194-820 (208 amino acids)
Molecular function (GO): GTP binding; GTPase activity
Source: RefSeq, a predicted model, not a curated record
GCCAUCAAUUGACCGUCGAUUCUAUAACGUUAUAUAGGCCUAUCUGAUUAAAUAUAGUCAUACAAACCACUGCAACAGUGUGAAUUAUAUUAGUCUAUUCGUUUACAAAACUUAAAGGGCUAAAACAAAAUUUGAAACACGUUAACGACAAUUUUAUACAAACAAUCCUAAGCUACAUAACGCGCACGCAGAAAUGAGGAAGGAAAAUACUGUAGUCCGUCUUGUGUUCCUCGGUGCCGCGGGGGUUGGCAAGACGGCGCUAAUUCAACGUUUUCUGCAGGACAGCUUUAACCACAAGUAUAAGCGCACAGUUGAGGAGCUCCAUAGUAUAGAAUAUGACAUUGACGGUGCCAAGAUCCGCAUCGAGAUCAUGGAUACAAGUGGCAGCUAUUCUUUCCCGGCGAUGAAGAAGCUGUGCAUCCGUAACAGCGAUGCGUUCGCCUUGGUCUACUCCAUAGACAAUUCAGAGUCGUUCGAGGAGGUGCAGAGGCUGCGCGAAGAAAUACUGGACAUAAAAGAUAACGCUUUCGCCCCAAUCACCGUGGUGGGCAACAAACUGGACCUUUUGACCAAGCGAGAGGUGCCCAUCAAGGACAGCAUGUGCACCGUGGAGACAUACUGGAAUGCCAGCUUCCUGGAGACUUCGGCCAAAUGCGGCGUGAAUGUAACCGAGGUAUUCAGAGAGCUCCUGCAACAGGUUAACCUGCUCAGCCGCGUGAGCCCUGCGCUGCAAAGGCGCAUACAGACUAUCCCGAAAGACAGCGUCAGAGAAUCCAAGAAGCCGCCGAUGAAGAAGGCCAAUAGCUGCUCUAUCUCCUAACCGUAUAAUUCCAAGCCACUAUCCAGAGAUACCAGCUUUAAAGUAAGCUACAAAUAGGAGAACUACCUACUGAACUCAGAACACAUCCAGCACGCGCACUGGACUGCGUGUCAUCACAAAAAUCUACCUGAUUCACGCUUAGGCUACCGGUUAGGGUAGGGGUUCCCAAACUCUGGCCUGGGACCUUCUUUGUGUAUGCUGGUCUCAGUGUACAAGUUAAGGUAGUUAAUAACAAAUGUUUCAGUGUGAAAAAAUAUGAACAUUUUUGUAUAAAUAUUUGAGCAGCGUAGAAUGAAGUGAUGACUCAGUGGCUAUAUUAUUAUUAUUUUGUUUUUGUUAAUAUGAUUGUUGCCUAUUAUUCAGUAGUUUUGUGAGGCUGCUAUGAUUUAUGAGUGAAGGAAAAAGGUCCUUCAUUUCACCAUGAACCAGUCAAAAUACAAAUACAUUUUGUAUUCCACAUUCAGUGUGCCUUCUAAGUGCAAUUUGAUUUUGGUUUCUUGGAGCCAAAACAUCAUUUUCCAACAGUUAUGAUAUAUAAAAUAAAAUUUUAGAUUGAUGAAUAAUCAUGACUAAUGAUCAACAGUUUGUAACUUUUCAUUUUAAACACCCAACACGUAAUUGGGUUAAAAUUACUUUUUCCUUUAUUGGACAUUUUGAGUAUUUCAGUUUACAACACAAUACAGAGUUAUUUAUUAUUGUGUAAAAAACCAAACAAUGAGAACAAAGGACAAUGCUUGAUUACAAAUGUAUUUGAUUAAUUAAACAUACAUUUUACGA